AUGAAGUUCUCCGUUGCUACCAUUGCCGGUUUCGCCAGCGCCAUCAGUGCCGCCAGCCUUCCCGCUGCCUUUACCCUGGUCGCUGACGGCGGUGCCACCGUUCUGACCGAUGGCGAACACGCCUUCAUCGGCGCCAACGCCACCAAGAACGAGAUCCUGAUCCUCCGCGGCAACGGCGAGAACAGCCCCGUCUCAUUCACCUCCAAGAACGCCAAGACCCCCACAGCCUUCCAGAGCCUGUACGUCGUCGACAAGUCCGUCGAGCCCGUCGGUCUGACGGUCCCUCACUCCGGCGCCGUCCCUGAGGGCGGCAGCACCACCGGUUUCGGCGUCAAUAAAGAUGGGUACUUCACCCACAACGGCAAUGCCUGGUUCGCUGUUGACGGCUACGGCGAGAACCCCGUUAAGGAGAUCUACUGGUACGGUGCUCACAACUCGGAGUACAAGGCUGCCAACCUGUGGGUUAAAGAGUGCAAGGGGUGCUAA
This is a messenger RNA of Penicillium alfredii, 486 nucleotides long. RefSeq lists its product as uncharacterized. The record is from RefSeq and is a predicted model, not a curated record. Lineage: Eukaryota; Fungi; Ascomycota; Eurotiomycetes; Eurotiales; Aspergillaceae. The transcript has 3 exons. Bases 1 to 486 code for a protein of 161 amino acids.